Guyanagaster necrorhizus is the source of this 444-nucleotide messenger RNA. RefSeq lists its product as uncharacterized. The transcript is spliced from 4 exons. Gene Ontology annotation, cellular component: cytoplasm; mitochondrion. The record is from RefSeq and is a predicted model, not a curated record. Lineage: Eukaryota; Fungi; Basidiomycota; Agaricomycetes; Agaricales; Physalacriaceae. The coding region runs from base 1 to 444 and encodes 147 amino acids.
AUGCCUGCUCCUGAAGACCUGGCUUUCCUCGCUGCGCUACGCAACCUGCUCUCAGCAAUUGAAGCCCUUCUGAUCGCUUACACUCACAAACCCUCUGCAAUCUUCUCUUCUCCGCUGCGCGGUCGAAGGCAUCUUGCUUUUCUCACCACAUAUGUCUUUGGACUCUGUCUGGGGAGGAUGAAUGACUGGCUUGCCAAAAGGCUUGGUACUGGCCAAAUCAGCACCUUGGUAGGUGAGAAAUUUGAUACGAGCGGGACGAGCGAAGUUCAAGUAGCAUAUCCCUCCGCCAUACUAAGCGACAUUCGUACGGUGGCGAUAUGCGCUGGGUUAGGAGGAUCUAUGCUUGUUGGACGCGAUGCGGAUGUUUAUUUCACUGGGGAGAUGUCGCAUCAUGAAGUCUUCACAUUAGUCUCUGCUGGGAAGCAUGUCAUUUUGUGUGAAUGA